Molecule: messenger RNA, 2684 nt
Organism: Tachysurus fulvidraco (yellow catfish)
Lineage: Eukaryota; Metazoa; Chordata; Actinopteri; Siluriformes; Bagridae
Gene: dbh
Product: dopamine beta-hydroxylase (dopamine beta-monooxygenase)
Exons: 12
Coding region: 392-1948 (518 amino acids)
Biological process (GO): dopamine catabolic process; norepinephrine biosynthetic process; octopamine biosynthetic process
Cellular component (GO): secretory granule membrane
Molecular function (GO): dopamine beta-monooxygenase activity; copper ion binding
Source: RefSeq, a predicted model, not a curated record
AACAAACACACACACACACACACACACACACACACACACACACACACACACACACACACACACACACACACACACACACACACACAGUUUGCCGUAUCAUCUGUGUAUCUGUUCCUUUUCCUUGAUUACGGAUCUUUUUUUAUACCUGUCUUCGUGUUAAUGACACCAAGAUGAUUAUAAAGGAAAGAGUCUGGUUUUAGUUAUAUAGCAUUAUAAGUAUUCUUUUAUUCUUCAUCCUGCACUAGUGUUUGUCCAAUGAAAUGCUCUCAGAAAGGUCGGGGAAGUGGGAGGAGUUUGUGUGAGUUGGUGGUCAUGUGACUUUUUGAAGGAUCGCUUCACCAUUUUGGAAUUAUAGCGUGCUGCUUCUUCAGACUGAUUCACGUCAUGUCAGAUGCCUCUGACCCACAUCUUCAGUCAUUCAUCACACAGAAAGGAUGCGUGGAGUGACGAUGAGGGCCGGGUCACGCUGGACACUCAGCAGGAUUACGAACUGCUGGAUGCACAGAACACUCCGGAAGGCUUUUCUCUGCUCUUCAGGAGACCCUUCAGUACCUGCGAUCCCCAUGACUACGUUAUAGAGGAAGGAACUGUCCACCUGAUCUACAGCAUACUUGACCGGCCAAUCCACACUCUUCAUGAUCUGAACGUGUCCCGCCUUCAACCCGGUGUUCAGCGAGUCCUUCUGCUGCGUCCUGACACGCCCAGCCCCUCUCUCCCCCCGGACGUGCGCAUGCUGGAGGUUCUGGCCCCCAAUGUUGUUGUUCCUGAUCAGGAGACCACCUACUGGUGCUACAUGUACCAACUACCCCCCAACAUGCCCAAGAACCACAUCGUCAUGUACGAGGCGGUGGUGAGUUCGGGGAACGAGGCCAUGGUGCAUCAUAUGGAGGUGUUUGAAUGUUCACCUCACAUGGACUCUGUCCCUCAGUACAGCGGCUCCUGUGACUCCAAGAUGAAGCCACCAAAGCUGAACUCCUGUAGACACGUCCUGGCAGCAUGGGCCCUCGGAGCUGAGCCAUUCUAUUACCCCUCAGAUGCUGGCCUUCCUAUGGGUGGAGAAAGUUCCUCCAGGUUCCUUCGUUUGGAGGUGCACUAUCACAACCCACUCCGCAUCUCCGGACGUCGUGACUCCUCCGGUAUCCGUCUGUGGUACACUCCGUCUCUGAGACGCUUUGACGCCGGGAUCAUGGAGCUCGGUUUAGUCUACACACCUGUCAUGGCCGUCCCUCCUCACCAGCACACCUUCCAGCUCACAGGCUACUGCACCGCCGACUGCACACACACGGCGCUGCCUCCUGGAGGGAUCCAUAUUUUUGCAUCACAGCUGCACACACACCUGGCGGGUCGAGGCGUCCGCACCGUGCUGGUGAGGGGAGGCAGAGAGGUGGAGGUGGUGCAGGAGGACAAACACUUCAGUGCACACUAUCAGAUCAUUCGCAUCCUCAGAAAGAUGGUGACUGUUCUGCCAGGUGAUGUGCUUCUGACGAAAUGCACUUAUAACACAGAAGACCGAGUCAAAGCCACAGUGGGUGGAUUUGGGAUCAUGGAGGAGAUGUGUGUGAAUUACGUGCACUAUUACCCCCGUACACAGCUGGAGCUCUGUAAGAGUCAUGUAGACCCAGAUUACCUGCAGAAGUACUUCAGCCUCAUCAACAGAUUUCAUGGUGGCGAGGGCUGCAGCUGCUCUCAGACCUCAGUGGAGGACCAGUUCUCCUCCGUGACCUGGGACUCCUUCAGUGCCGAGGUGCUCGACUCCCUGUACACCACUUCACCCAUCUCCAUGCACUGUAACCAGUCCACCGCCCAGCUCUUCCCUGGCCAGUGGGAGAAACAGAAGAUUCCCGAGGUGUCAGCGGAGCUCCAGCCACAUGCACAAACGUGCGACCCGAGCCGAGCGACGGCUCCGAGUAACGGUCCUACCGAGGUUCAGCCCCGACGCAGCGGAUAACACGCCUCCGUGUUCCAACGCCGCCGCUCAACACCUCCAGCUAUGUUCUGUAAUUAUAGACACGAUAAUAAACACUCGACCGAAUUCGAACGAAACACCGACUCAUUUGGCUGCGUUCACAUCAGCAGCUUAAUCUAAUGACCAGAAGUAAAUUUUAUACAGAGCUCCUGAGAUGGAACCCAAAGUGGGCGUGGCCAGAGCUAAGGGAUGCAAAUGAGAAGUGAAGUCAUGUGUUUACCAGUCAUUUUGCUUCUGGUCAGAUAUUUUACUUUACUUCAGCGACACGAGUGUACAGGUUUAGUCAAAACUUUUGUUUCUGCUUGUUUUUGUGUAGCAAUUAAUGCAUGACUGCUCGGCCAAUCAGGAACGAGUAUACUCGUGGUGUAACAACUGAAUUAAAAUAAAAAGAUGGUCUGUAAUAGUCGUGGAGUUUCUGCCGGCGUAAACGCAGCGUUAUACGGGGAUGAGGAGGAACUAAAGGAAAAAAACAUGAUGGUAAUAAAUACACAAAACUGUUGGUUAAAAUAAAACUCUUCUUAGUUUUAUUAUUUAUAUAUUUAUAUAUAUAUAUAUAUAUAUAUAUAUAUAUGUGUGUAUACAUACUUAUAAAACAUUGCAGACAAUUUGGUUUCCUCUAAAUACUUUUUCUGUUGAUAAUCUGUUAGUUUUAUUGUAAAUGAUUAGCUUUAAGACAAGUAAUAGUGUUAAAGCACCAUCUAUAUAACACAUUCAGAAC